GUUUUCCAUUCAACGCUCGUUUAGUAGUGUAAAAGUGCACAGUUGAAUUUUUGGCUGUGGGGGUUUAUUCACUCGAAAAAUUUAUAUCAAUCUGUUCUUUUAGCUUUAGUCUCUUUAUUCUAUCAGGAAAUCAUGUCUAAGAAACACGAAAAACAUAUUGAACGUCAAUUGAUUGAUGUUGUUAACGCCAGAGGCAACGAUAAUAAAUGUGCUGAAUGUGGUGCUCUGUAUCCAACUUGGGCUUCUUAUAAUUUAGGUAUCUUAUUAUGUGGUAGAUGUGCUUCAAUUCAUCGUCGUGUUCUUGGAGCAAGUAAGAUUUCAAAAGUUAAAUCUUUAACUUUAGAUCAUUGGACUAAUGAUCAAGUUGAAAACUUAAGAAGAAUUGGUAAUAGAAGAUCAAAUAAAAAAUGGAAUCAAAUUAAAAAUCCGUUUCCCUUAGAUGAUGAUGACGAUGGUCCAAUUGAAGAAUAUUUAAGGGAUAAAUAUAUUAAUAUGAAAUUCAGAAACGAUGGCUUUUUAAAUAAUGAUACUUUUUCCGAUGAUGGAAGUAUUGGUGGGUUAACUCCUCAACCAACUUCUUCAAGACUGAGAUCAAAUUCUAAUUUACUCAGAACAGUAAGAUCAAGAUCAAGAGCUUCUUCCACUAAUUUACCAAGAUUAACUCAUCGUGUUUUAACUUCCUCUGAAAAAUCACAAUAUCCUGGAUCGGUAAAUAAUAUCAUUGCAAUGGGUUAUCGCGAUCGUGAUGCAAUUUUAGAAUCUUUGAUUUUAUCGAAUGGUAAUGUUGAUUUGGCUCUUGAUAUCUUAGAUCAAGAUGAUAAAUUAAAUCCUCAAAAAGAUGAAUUACCUCCUCAAUUACCUAAGAGACCUAGUGGCUCAAGUAAUGCUAUUCCAAGUGGUAAUGGUAGUACAUCUUCCUUCUCAGCAAAUAAUCCAAUGAGUAGCUUGGUUAAUCAACAACCUCAAUCCCUGCUGAAUGAUUGGUGGGCCAAUUCUAACCAAACUCAAUUACCUUCUGCCACUACGGGUGCAACCAACACUUCUACUCCUAGUAUCGUUACAACCCCAUCUCAACCUCAAAUAUAUCAAUACACUGAUCCAAUCACUGGCCAAAUCUCUUAUGUUGAUGCUAAUGGUCAACAAUAUCUCGAUCCAAAUAAUCCUCAACAUAAUCAGCUACUUCAACAGCAAUCUAAUCCUCAGCUCAUUGCCCAGCAAACAAAUAAACAAAAUAUCAUGUCCUUAUAUAACCAACCGGAUCAAUUCACUACAAAUGUUGUCGGUAAAGUUGAUCCUACUCAACCAUUUGCACAACAGCAGCAGCAACAGCAGCAGCAACAGCAGCAGCAACAACAGCAGCAACAACAACAGUUACAACAACAACAGUUACAACAACAACAACAACAACAACAACCUCAAUUCACUGGAUUCCAACAACCUCAAUCCAUAUCUCCAUUUGCACAAGCAUCCUCCCCCUUUGGCCAAACGCCAUCUCCAUUUGCACAACAACCUCAGCUUCCUCAACAAACCGGGUACUUCCCUCAGGGCGUAGUCCAACAGCAACAACAGCCACAACAGCUCAAUCAAUUUGGCCAACCUCAACAAGGAUACUGGGGUUGAUUUUCAAUAACGUGAUUAUGAUUCUUUUCCUCUUAAUAUUUUAUUAUGUAUUGAUACUUUAAAAACUUUAUAUAGAUUUUAUUCCUCGCAGCAAACAAUUACUACAUCGUCAUCGUAAUGCUAAAAAAAUCUUCAUGA
Messenger RNA from Hyphopichia burtonii NRRL Y-1933, 1758 nucleotides. RefSeq lists its product as uncharacterized. The record is from RefSeq and is a predicted model, not a curated record. Gene Ontology annotation, molecular function: GTPase activator activity; protein binding. Lineage: Eukaryota; Fungi; Ascomycota; Pichiomycetes; Serinales; Debaryomycetaceae. The coding region runs from base 133 to 1620 and encodes 495 amino acids. The transcript has a single exon.